This is a messenger RNA of Trifolium pratense (red clover), 1338 nucleotides long. RefSeq names its product phenylalanine ammonia-lyase-like. Lineage: Eukaryota; Viridiplantae; Streptophyta; Magnoliopsida; Fabales; Fabaceae. Gene Ontology annotation, molecular function: phenylalanine ammonia-lyase activity. Bases 138 to 707 code for a protein of 189 amino acids. The record is from RefSeq and is a predicted model, not a curated record. The transcript is spliced from 3 exons.
UUAAAUGUUCUAACAUACCAUACAAAUAUCAAAAACUCACAUAAACCUUGUUAAUCAUCUUUCAAAUUUUUAUUUUUCUGAUCACAUUCAUUCAUUCAUUAAUUUAUAUCAUCAUCAUAUCAUAUAUAAUUAAUAUAAUGUUACGGCGUGACGAGGAUCCAUUAAAGUGGGAAGAGGCGGCGGAGUCAUUGAAGGGGAGCCAUUUUGAGGAAGUGAAGAGGAUGGUGGAGGAUUAUAGGAAGGAGGUGGUGAGGAUGGGAGGGGAGAAAUUGAGGGUGGGGGAGGUGGCUGCGGUGGCCGGGAGGAUGGCCGCGGUGGAGCUGAAUGAGGGUGCAAGGGUUAGAGUCAAGGAGAGUAGUGAAUGGGUGAUGGAGAGUGUUCAUAAGGGUACUGAUUGUUAUGGUGUCACUACUGGCUUUGGUUCAACCUCUCAUAGAAGAACUACUCAAGGUCAUGCCCUUCAAACUGAGCUUAUUAGGUUUCUGAAUGCUGGAAUAUUUGGAAAUGGAACAGAACCAUGUCAUACAUUACCACACAAUGCAACAAGAGCUACAAUUCUAGUAAGAAUCAACACACUUCUUCAAGGCUACUCAGGAAUCAGAUAUGAAAUACUAGAAGCCAUUGCAAAACUUGUCAACCACAACAUUACACCAUGUUUACCGUUGCGUGGAUCAAUUUCCGCCUCAGUUUUGACAGAUAGAGGCUGAGACUUUAACAUAUUGAAGGCAAACAGAGGAGACUAAUGAGUUGAGAAGGUAAAAUUGCAAACAGUAAAUAUUGUUUGUGAGAAGUGAGAAUUCUAGGUCAUGUGAAACAUACCUUCAUUUUGUUUAGAUUGAAUUGAAAUUGUACUGAUCUCUUGGCCAAAAAGGUCGGCUCUGAACACUUCAAUCAAUUACCAUUUAGAACAGCAACAUUGUGAUAAUUCAGUUUGGAUUUUCAUAUACAAAACAUCAUAACGCGCAAGAACCUUCCUUGCAUGUGGAUGGGUGCUUACUAAAUGAAGAGCUGGUGGAAUUCAUGACUAAAAGUAGUUACAUUUCGUGGGAUUGGCUAAUAAACACAUUAAAGGGUCAUAAAAACCCACCAAGUACAAGAAAGAGAAAAGAAAAAUAAAAAACCACGAAAACUGAAGGUUGUCACGACCAGUGCAUGCUAUGUUACGGCCAUGACAGUGUCAGACAGUGCCAAAUGCUAAAAGCUUUUCACAAAUCAGUCUUAUAUCUUUAUUUCCUUCUUUAUGGCCAUUAAACAUUGUGUAACUCCUAUUCUAUUGUAAAGCCACGAAAAUCACAAGUCUUGUGGCUAUAUAUAGGACUUUCUCUCAUGUAAAACACA